AUGGAGGGUGUGAAUGAUUCUCCAAUGGAUGGACGACGUCGUACUAAUACUGGCACGAUUGAAGGAUGUCAAAUUUCAAUUGGAGCCGAACAACACAUUCUUCAUACACUCCCAAUUCUCUAUUACUCGACAAAAGAACACGAUUCUUGUCAAAGUGAAUGUGUUAUUUGCUUGGGAGAGUUGGAGGAAGGGGAUUCGGUUCGGUUAUUGCCUGAUUGUGGACACGUGUUUCAUGUUACAUGCGUUGAUGGUUGGUUCUCGGCACAUACGAGUUGUCCCGUUUGCCGAUCACCCGUGGUUUCACCAAUUCCUUCUGUGCUACCUUCGUUUGGCGAAAUAGGAGAGGUUCAAGGUAGUGAUUGUGAUGGUGAGGGUAGUGCGACAUCUUCUUCUGCGGGGGUAAAAUCAGACGGUCACGAUGUGUCGAUCAUGUUGACGGAUAUAGAAGGAGUUCCGCGUCGUUUUACGGUGUUGAAGCGGUCGUUUUCGAUGGAUCAAUCACUUGUUAUUAUGAAGUAUUUACAAAGAGAGAAGGAAAAUUCAUGGAUUGAUCCGGAAAGUGAUGUUAGUCACGAGAGCAGAUCGUUGAGGAUGCAAUCCAUGAGGCAGUUGGAUCGGAUGUCUUCAAGGUUAUUUAGGUCAUUCUCCUCUCAGUUGCGGGUGGGUCCAGCUAGCACGGCCAAUGGAAUUUUUCCAUACUAA
Tripterygium wilfordii is the source of this 702-nucleotide messenger RNA. Its product is annotated as RING-H2 finger protein ATL2-like. The transcript is spliced from 2 exons. The coding region runs from base 1 to 702 and encodes 233 amino acids. Gene Ontology annotation, biological process: protein ubiquitination. NCBI's taxonomy places the organism in Eukaryota, Viridiplantae, Streptophyta, Magnoliopsida, Celastrales, Celastraceae. The record is from RefSeq and is a predicted model, not a curated record.